Messenger RNA from Toxotes jaculatrix (banded archerfish), 2371 nucleotides. It is a transcript of the gene uckl1b, whose product is annotated as uridine-cytidine kinase 1-like 1b. Gene Ontology annotation, molecular function: kinase activity; ATP binding. NCBI's taxonomy places the organism in Eukaryota, Metazoa, Chordata, Actinopteri, Toxotidae. The transcript has 15 exons. The coding region runs from base 296 to 1903 and encodes 535 amino acids. Gene Ontology annotation, cellular component: cytoplasm. The record is from RefSeq and is a predicted model, not a curated record.
GAAUGCGCUCUGGCUACCAAGCUGCAGUGCCUUCUCUCUCCCUCUCUCGCUCUCUAUUGCUCCACUGAAUUUAAGAAACAGAAAGCUAAACUGAUGUUUAAAGUUUCGUUUCUCAUCCAAGCUGACUCCCCUCUAUACUGCCCUCCCUCUAGCUCUCUGGAUGUGCUGUACCAGAGUGCAGUGCUGGUAACUGCUUUAUUGUGAUUGAGUGUACAUAUACAUACUGAGGCAAAAACAUAAGAACAGAACUUGCAGAGUACACAAAGAGGGAGCCGCAAUUAUAUUGUCUCCAGGCAUGAACUCGCCAGCAGCUUACUCAGGAGCUAGAAUAUCUGGCUGUUGGACUCUAAGAUCUGACGGCAGUGGAGGUGGUGAGGGAUCAUUGGACCGGCUUCUCCCCUCGGUAAGCACGGGCCUGUCACCGAGGAAAAGGACAACUAGCCAGUGUAAAUCUGAGCCCCCUCUCCUACGCACCUCCAAAAGAACCAUCUACACCGCUGGACGCCCACCCUGGUACAACGAACAUGGAACACAGUCCAAAGAGGCCUUUGUCAUUGGUCUGUGCGGUGGCAGCGCCUCAGGAAAGACAACCGUAGCCAGGAAAAUCAUCGAAGAUCUAGAUGUUCCGUGGGUUGUGCUACUCUCAAUGGACUCUUUUUACAAGGUCCUGUCACCAGAACAGCAGACUCUGGCUGCCAGUAACGACUACAACUUUGACCACCCUGAUGCCUUUGACUUUGAUUUGCUGACACACACCGUGCGCAAACUCAAGCAGGGCAAGAGCGUGAAAAUCCCUGUGUAUGACUUCACAACUCAUGGGAGACAGAAGGAGUGGAAAACCGUAUAUGGAGCCAGUGUUAUCAUCUUUGAGGGAAUCAUGGCCUUUGCAGAUAAAGAACUCUUGCAGUUGCUGGACAUGAAGAUUUUUGUGGACACGGACUCUGACAUCCGGUUGGUGCGCCGCUUGAGGAGGGACAUUUCGGAAAGGGGACGAGACAUUGAGGGUGUCAUCAAACAAUACAACAAAUUUGUCAAGCCAGCGUUUGAGCAGUACAUUGAGCCCACCAUGCGCCUGGCUGAUAUUGUGGUGCCACGAGGUGGUGGCAACAUGGUGGCCAUUGAUUUGAUCGUGCAGCAUGUCCACAGUCAGCUGGAGGAGAGGAAACUUCGCUGGGAUAUGGCAGCCCUGGCAUCUGCACACCAAGCCCAACCCCUCCCCCAGACCCUCAGUGUUCUGGAAAGUACACCCCAGGUCAGGGGUAUGCACACCAUCAUCAGAAAUAAGGAGACCAGUCGCGACGAGUUCAUUUUCUACUCCAAGAGGUUGAUGCGUCUGUUGAUUGAGCGAGCGCUCUCCUUCCUCCCCUCACAGGUCCACACAGUCCAGACCCCCCAAGGAGAGGAUUAUGAAGGCAGGACUUUCCACGGGAAGAGGAUCACAGGUGUGUCAAUCUUGCGAGCCGGGGAAACCAUGGAGCCGGCUCUGAGGGCCGUCUGCAAAGACGUCCGCAUUGGCAAAAUCCUCAUCCAGACCAACCAGGACACGGGAGAACCAGAGCUUCAUUACCUACGUCUGCCGAAAGACAUCAGCGAAGACCAUGUGAUUCUGAUGGACUGUACUGUUUCCACGGGGGCCGCUGCGAUGAUGGCUGUGCGAGUCCUGCUGGACCAUGAUGUUCAGGAGGACAAGAUCCUGCUGGUGUCUUUGCUCAUGGCUGAAAUGGGGGUCCACUCAGUGGCCUACGCAUUUCCACAAGUCAAAAUCAUCACCACUGCUGUCGACAAGAAGGUCAAUGAUCUCUUCCACAUCAUACCUGGCAUAGGAAACUUUGGGGAUCGAUACUUUGGAACAGAUGCACCCCCCGACUGGAGCGACGAAGAGAUGGAUGAGCCCAGUUACUGAUGAAAUUACUGGCAGUGCACUAACUUAUUGGGUGAUUCAGGGCAGUGCCCCUUUGAGGACAAUUUGAGGACAUAGUCUGCUUCCGCCAGACCGUAACAUUUGUCCUUCAAGGGCCAAAAAAAAAGAGUGCCCUGAAAAAUAAACUGAACAGGAAAAACAUUGCUAAUGAACUGUCACUUUGUUAAAAUUUUAAAUUAUAUUAUUUGACCUGUAAAUACGGUUGUGAAAAGUGGUGUUAUGAAGUCUGAAAGUAUUUUUAUAUGUUCACUAAGUUAUAAAGUCCAAAUGUUUUAUUUUGGUUUUUAAAUUGUGACAAUCUCUGUAUCAGAAUCUGCAAACGUGUUGUUUUGAAAAGAUAUAUCUAGCCUUAAGCCGUGUACUGUGGACGACACAACUGAAUGUAAAUUUGCACGUGCUGUAAAAAAAAAAAAAAAAAAAAAAAAAUCCCGCUUUUAAUGUUAUUUUUAU